Messenger RNA from Sebastes umbrosus (honeycomb rockfish), 1197 nucleotides. RefSeq names its product zona pellucida sperm-binding protein 3-like. Bases 95 to 1051 code for a protein of 318 amino acids. Lineage: Eukaryota; Metazoa; Chordata; Actinopteri; Perciformes; Sebastidae. The record is from RefSeq and is a predicted model, not a curated record. Gene Ontology annotation, cellular component: extracellular matrix. Gene Ontology annotation, biological process: positive regulation of acrosome reaction; binding of sperm to zona pellucida; egg coat formation. Gene Ontology annotation, molecular function: acrosin binding. The transcript is spliced from 10 exons.
UUGACACACACCAGGUGAAAGAGGUUCUCUUGAUCAAUGUCUCCCAGUCACAAGGAAUAAAAUCACCCACAGUGUCUGCAGCAAGCAUUCAGUCAUGAUGGCUUUCUUUUGGCAAGGUGCACUGCUUUUGAGCCUGGCAGCUGCCAUGUCGGUACAUGCAGACAUGACACUGGACUGCAGGCCGGAUUUGGUGACGCUGGUGUGGACAGAGAGCAGAGCCCAGGCCGACAUGUCGCUCUUUCGUCUGGGGAGCUGUUUCCCCACCAGCCUAUCAGUCGGGGAGGCUGUUUUCAGUGUGGAUUUAAAUGACUGUAACUUCAGGAGGCUGGUUACUGGGAAUCAUCUCAUGUACACCAACGAUCUGACCUACCUUUCCUCUCCUGGUUCUCACAUUGUGGGCUUCACUCACCCGGUUGUCUGUGCAUAUGAGAGGCCCAAAGACUGGUACCCUUCGAUUUAUGACCCGGUGUUUCAUACCUACGGUCUGGGAGCUCUAGUGUUCCACAUUGGACUUAUGAAUGAUGACUUCUCAGGCCCCGCUGAAUCUGCCAGCUUUCCUCUGGGCUCCUUUAUCCCCAUCAUGGCUAGCGUGGCGCAGAAGACCCAUCAGCCCUUGCUGCUGCUGCUUGAGGAAUGCGUAGCGGCUACCACACCAGAGCUGCAGCCGGAAAGCAUCAUAUACCCGAUAAUCACCAAUAAGGGAUGUCUUGUGGACAGUAUGAUAUCGCGCUCAAAAUUCGAACCAAGGCAAAAAUCAUCGGAAAUCCGCCUAUCCCUUCAAGCCUUUAGGUUUGGUCUCGGAGAAGAGGUGUUUAUCCACUGCAAACUUGUGGCUUGGGAUCCCAAUGGUCUUGACAACACCAAGAAGGCCUGCCACUUUGUCAAAGAGCAAGGUUGGGAGCUGCUGGACAACACCGCACAUAGUAAUCUUUGCGACUGCUGUGAAUCCAGCUGCAAGUCCAGGAGGAUGAGGAGUAUAUCAUCAGGGAAGUAUGGAAUGGUACAAAACGCAGUCCUUGGGCCACUUAAAAUCACUGAUGUGAAUUCCUGAAGUAUCUCAAGGAAUGAAUCAUCGUACAGACUGGUUCCUGCAAUCUGAAUUGGGUUUUUAUUCUUGGUUUUGUAAGCUUCUAAAAGCUCGGUGCCUGUCUCUCUGCAUUUCAGAUCGUAAUGAAGCCAUUAAAGAUGUUGCAAAAC